AUGGCGGGUCUAUCAUUUGAUAAUUAUCAGAGAAACCAGUAUUUGACCGCUCAGUCUCAUAAACAGCCUCAAGCUACAUCGACAGGUACUACAAUUGUUGGUGUAAAGUUUGAGAACGGAGUUGUAAUUGCAGCUGAUACCAGGUCUACCCAAGGGCCAAUAGUGGCGAAUAAAAACUGUGAGAAGUUGCAUAAGAUUUCCUCAAGGAUUUGGUGUGCAGGUGCAGGUACUGCAGCAGAUACAGAUGCGGUUACCGGUCUAAUUGGUUCAAAUCUUGAAUUACAUUCGUUGUUUACCGGAAGAGAGCCAAGGGUUGUAUCUGCUCUACAAAAGUUGAAGCAGCAUUUGUUUAAGUACCAGGGCCAUAUUGGAGCAUACUUGAUUGUUGCUGGAGUUGAUCCUACUGGUGCUCAUUUAUUUUCAGUUCAUGCACAUGGUUCAACAGAUGUAGGCUACUACCAGAGUUUAGGAUCAGGUUCGCUAGCUGCUAUGGCUGUUUUGGAGGCAAAUUGGAAGGAACAUCUAACCAAGGAGGAAGCAAUAAAAUUAGCUGCAGAUGCCAUUGAAGCUGGUAUUUGGAACGAUUUAGGUUCUGGAUCUAAUGUCGAUGUCUGUGUGAUGGAAGUUGGUAAAGAUGCUGAGUUAUUGAGAAAUUAUAUUACACCAAAUGUUAGAGAAGCCAAGCAGAAAUCUUACAAGUUCGACCGUGGCACUACAGCUGUGCUCAAGGAGUCUAUUUUAGAAGUAUAUGAUGAAGAAAUAGUGACGCUCUCGUGA
Eremothecium cymbalariae DBVPG#7215 is the source of this 777-nucleotide messenger RNA. RefSeq names its product proteasome core particle subunit beta 2 (gene PUP1). Gene Ontology annotation, cellular component: proteasome core complex. The transcript has a single exon. The coding region runs from base 1 to 777 and encodes 258 amino acids. The record is from RefSeq and is a predicted model, not a curated record. NCBI's taxonomy places the organism in Eukaryota, Fungi, Ascomycota, Saccharomycetes, Saccharomycetales, Saccharomycetaceae. Gene Ontology annotation, molecular function: threonine-type endopeptidase activity.